CGGAUGGCGCGACCCGGGUCCAGAGCACGCGCUGUUGGUUGGUGCGGCGUGACGGGGCGUGGCACGGGCGGCGCCGUUGGUUGGCGCGCGGCUGGAGGGCGUGGCGCUGGCGGCGCUGAUGGAUAGGCACGGCCGGCCGGGCCAGGUCAUGGCGUUGCUCCUGUGCUUGGGCAUGACAACGGCGCUGGCCCGGGGCUGCCUGCACUGUGACCCCAGUUUCUCGGAGAAGUUCUCCUUCUACCGCCACCACGUGAACCUCAAGUCUUGGUGGGUGGGUGACAUCCCCGUGUCAGGAGUGCUGCUCACCGAGUGGAGCCAGAACACGAUGAAGGAGCUACACCUGGCCAUCCCCGCCGAGAUCACCCGGGAGAAGCUGGAUCAAGUGGCAGGAGCAGUGUACCAGAGGAUGGACCAGCUGUACCAGGGGAAGAUGUACUUCCCAGGGUAUUUCCCCAAUGAGCUGCGGGCCAUCUUCCGAGAGCAAGUGCGCCUCCUCCAGAACGCCAUCAUAGAGAGCCGCAUCGACUGUCAGCGUCACUGUGGCAUCUUCCAGUAUGAGACCAUUUCCUGCAACAACUGCACAGACUCGCACGUCGUCUGCUUUGGCUACUACUGCAAGUAUGGCUCAGCCACCUAUCCCACUGCCCUUGGGGUCCUGGGAUCACCACCUGGGCAUCAAGAGGACCUGGGCUUUGGGCAUACCUCAUCAACAAGCCCUGUGUUCCCCAGGUCAUCGGCACAGUGGGAGUCAGCUGUACAGGGUCUUCUGAGUUACAUAAAUACCUGGCACAAACAGGAUAUAGGCACGAGAACCAUCCCAGCCUUCCUUUCACCGAGCAUAAUGUGUCUGGAACCGAAGCACCUGGUUAACCUGACCUUGGAAAGCGCCUCUGAGUGUCUGACCCAGCACUGACAGCGGCUGCUGGCCCCCAGCCUCGGUGGGGGCCAGGACUCAACUGCACUGUUGUAGCCUGUUCCUCUGAUCCUCUGUAAGAGGCUAGCCAUUGCCUGCCUCGGGUCACCCUCAUGGAGCCCAGGAAUGGGCCGGGGCAGGGGAGGGCAGGGAGAUGGGCUUGUGUAUAAAUAUCGGGGCCCCCAGGCAGGGCCCCCAGAGAGAUUUUGAUUAAAGUGCCCUUAUAUUUCUCAUGAAGAACAA
This is a messenger RNA of Phodopus roborovskii (desert hamster), 1156 nucleotides long. RefSeq names its product IZUMO family member 4 (gene Izumo4). Gene Ontology annotation, cellular component: nucleus. The transcript has 9 exons. The record is from RefSeq and is a predicted model, not a curated record. NCBI's taxonomy places the organism in Eukaryota, Metazoa, Chordata, Mammalia, Rodentia, Cricetidae. The coding region runs from base 119 to 913 and encodes 264 amino acids.